UUCAGACACACACACACACACACACACACACACACACACACACACACACUCACACUGCACACUAAGUUAACUUUUGUUCUUUUGUUCUGCCUCGAGAACAACUCGUGUCCCAAAGUGUCUCUUUUUUUGAAAUAAAAAUCAUGUUCUCGUGUCUUAAAACAAUGGGGAUUUGAAUUUGUGAAGGAAAAGAAAAAACAGAGACUGUGUGUAAAACCUCUGUUAUUUACCGAAAUGCACAUUUCAGAGUUUGUUCCUUUUUGUGUGUGAUCUUUUUAGAUUGCGGUGGUUCGUUGUUCUGCAUGUUCAAAUCUUGCCAAUUGUUAAUUUAAAUGCUCCCAAGAUUGCAUUUUUAAACCACCACUCAAUUCUUUUGUCAUCUGGGCUCGAGUAUUUUGCUUUUGAUUUCUUGAAUUUUCUUUUUUCGUCCUCCAUUAAAGGUGUACUGUACCCCCCCUCCUCUUAGUUCUUUAAUUAUUAGCGAAAAUUUUGUUGAAAAGCAAAUUUCUUUGAUUUUAUUUUUUUAAUCCUUUGUCUUAUCUGGUUAGUUUGGUAUCUUUGGAUUAGGAAGCACCCCCUUCUUAACCUAUUAAUAAAUUAAAAAAAAAACAGAAAAUUUCAAGAAAAGAAUCUUUGGAUAAGGGUUAAGUGAACAAGGUUGGGUUUUGAUCAAUUGGGUGUUUCUCUUUUUUAUUUAUUUAUUUAUUUAUUUAUUUAUUUAUUUAUGGUAUUUUAGUUCUAGGGUUUGGAGAAAAUGGGGGUAGGUCCUGAGGCAAUCAAUGGGGGUGUUGUGGAUUUGGGAAAUUCAAAAUCAAAGGUCAGGAGAAAAAUACUUAAUGAAGAUGAUGAAGAUGUUGCUGGGGAGAAUAGAUGUUGGAUUAAAUUCCGAUUUUUCGGGAGCUGCUUGUCUACCGGCUCCAAAGUCGAGAGCUCUGUUAGUGGUUCUAGCUCGCAAUAUGCUGAAAGUAAAUCGACAAACGAGACAAGUAGAGACCAACCAGUUGCUCCAGUUAUCUCAUCUUCAACAACCAGCAAUGCAGAAAGUGUUCCAUCGACUCCCAAAAUAGAAGAAGAACUGAAAAUAGCUUCUCAGCUUCGAAAAUUCUCGUACAAUGAGUUGAAACUUGCCACAAGAAAUUUUAGGCCCGAUAGUCUUCUUGGAGAGGGUGGGUUCGGCUGUGUUUUCAAGGGUUGGGUCAAUGAAAACGGAAUCACGCCGGUCAAACCUGGCACAGGGCUCACCGUUGCUGUCAAAACUCUCAACCAUGAUGGACUUCAAGGCCACAGAGAGUGGCUUGCUGAAGUGAGUUAUCUUGGUGAGCUUAUACAUCCGCAUUUGGUUAAGUUGAUCGGCUAUUGCAUAGAGGAUGACCAAAGGCUUUUGGUCUAUGAAUUCAUGCCUCGGGGAAGCUUGGAGAAUCACUUGUUUAAGAGAUCGCUGCCUUUACCUUGGUCUAUAAGAAUGAAAAUUGCAGUGGAUGCAGCACAGGGACUUGCUUAUCUUCACGAAGAAGCUGAAAGACCAGUUAUUUAUCGAGAUUUUAAAACUUCCAACAUCCUUCUAGAUGUGGAUUACAACGCAAAGCUUUCCGAUUUUGGGCUUGCCAAAGAUGCCCCUGAGGGUGACAAGACACACGUAUCAACUCGUGUCAUGGGCACUUACGGCUAUGCUGCACCCGAAUAUGUUAUGACAGGGCAUUUGACAGCUAAGAGUGACGUGUACAGUUUCGGAGUGGUUCUACUCGAACUUUUAACGGGAAGAAGAUCAAUGGACAAAAGCAGGCCAAACGGAGAACACAACUUGGUGGAAUGGGCAAGGCCUUACCUAGGAGAGAGAAGAAGGUUCUACAAGCUAAUAGACCCUCGUCUAGAGGGGCGUUUCUCGAUUAAAGGGGCCCAGCAAGCCGUCCAGCUGGCGGCUCGGUGCCUAAGCCGCGAAGCAAAGAUUAGGCCUGCGAUGAGUGAAGUUGUGGAGGCACUCGAGCCGCUGCCUGGUCUCACGGACAUGGCUAGCUCGUCUUCAUAUUUCCAGGCUAUGAGUGCGGCUCGAGCUGGCGGCUCGAGCCUGAAUGCUAGAAUGGGGAAUAGGCUGCAGCCACCAGCUAGGAGCCCGUCCAUGCCUAACCGUUACUACGGAUCCCCGUACCAUAAUAAUAGUAAUAAUGUUCCACCGUUUCAAUCGCCGGUUGCUAAGAAAUCGUGAGAUUUGGUGCUAUACUAAGGAACGUGCUUUUCUUUAAUGCUGUUAUUAUUAUUAUGUAGAGAUGAAUAUUUGAAUUUGAGAUGAGUUUUAGCUGAGAUUGCGGCGACUUUUGAAGAGCUGAGAUUUUAUGGGCUCUGUUUUGAAUAUGAAUGCUGACUUGAGAAGAGGAUUAGUUUGCUGUCUGAAA
Molecule: messenger RNA, 2387 nt
Organism: Erythranthe guttata (spotted monkey flower)
Lineage: Eukaryota; Viridiplantae; Streptophyta; Magnoliopsida; Lamiales; Phrymaceae
Product: serine/threonine-protein kinase PBL34
Biological process (GO): protein phosphorylation
Molecular function (GO): ATP binding; protein kinase activity
Source: RefSeq, a predicted model, not a curated record